This is a messenger RNA of Mauremys mutica (yellowpond turtle), 696 nucleotides long. Its product is annotated as vitelline membrane outer layer protein 1-like. Lineage: Eukaryota; Metazoa; Chordata; Testudines; Geoemydidae. The record is from RefSeq and is a predicted model, not a curated record. The transcript is spliced from 3 exons. The coding region runs from base 51 to 617 and encodes 188 amino acids.
UAGUCACUCACAAGCUUCUCCCUGGGUAGAUCCAGAGCUGAUAUUUCACCAUGCAGCCUCUCAUCCAUGCAGGGCUCUGCCUGCUCCUCUGCUGCUGCUUCCAAGAUGCAGGGGCACGUGGCCUACGUAGGUACACCGAAACCAUCACUGUAUCCAAUGGAGGCCAAUGGGGUGAAUGGGGGGAACAGGAGUUUUGCCCCCGUGGAUUCGCAAAUGGAUUUGAACUGAAGGUGGAGGCUGAACAAUGGCAUGACGACACGGCUUUGAAUGGCAUUCGCCUGUACUGCACUGACGGCUCCGUCAUCGAGUCCACGGUGGGGCCGUGGGGCGAUUGGACUGGGGUCCAAUGGUGCACCGACAGCAACCUGAUCUCCUUCUCACUGAGAGUGGAACCGUCCCAGGGAUGGGGUGAUGACACGGCGGCCAACAACAUCCAGUUCAGAUGCCUAGAUGGGACCACGUUGAUGGGCACCUCACAUUCCUGGGGUGAUUUUAGCCCAUGGAGCAACGGCUGCAGCUCUGGGGGCAUUUGUGGGAUCCAGACGAAGGUGGAGGAAUCCCAGGGCCAUGGGGAUGACACAGCACUCAAUGAUGUGAAGUUCUUCUGCUGCAACUAAACAAGCACCCAUCCCUGCCCAACCCCCAACACCAGCACCUGCCCAUUAAACAACAUUAAAGUUUAGCUCUGCUUUUGAA